AUUACGUGUAAAAUAUUAUCUUACGCGAGAAAAAGCUACAUAAAGAACAUUGGGAGUGUCGCACUCACCUCCUCAGGCGUUUGUUUGGGCUGCAGUGGCACUUGUAAUGGUCAGAGUUGCAGCGCUUCGAUUAAACGCCACCAUCACCAUGUUCUCUUCAACGUCUCUCAGAAACCCUAACUUCCUCUUCCCUUCAACUUCCACCCUCUUCGAUGCUCCUCCUCUUCGCCCCCACACUCUCUCCUUCUCCAAUCGCCUCUCGCUUCGAUCCUAUGCUGCUCGCGCCGCCUUCCACAGAGUUCAAGUUCUCAAUCCCAUCGUCGAAAUGGAUGGUGAUGAAAUGACGCGGAUUAUAUGGAAGAUGAUUAAGGAUAAACUUAUAUUUCCUUACCUGGAUUUAAACAUAAAGUAUUUUGAUUUGGGGCUUCAGAAUCGUGAUGCCACUGAUGACAGAGUUACUGUAGAAAGUGCUGAAGCUACUCUCAAGUACAAUGUUGCUGUGAAAUGUGCAACGAUAACUCCUGAUGAGACCCGAGUCAAAGAAUUUGGAUUGAAGUCUAUGUGGAGAAGUCCCAAUGGCACAAUUAGGAAUAUUUUAAAUGGUACUGUUUUCCGUGAACCCAUAAUAUGUUGCAACAUACCCCGAAUUAUUCCUGGGUGGAAGAAACCCAUAUGUAUUGGUAGGCAUGCUUUUGGUGAUCAGUAUCGUGCCACUGAUGCAAUAAUUAGAGGACCAGGGAAGCUUAAGUUGGUAUUUGUCCCAGAAGAUGGUGAUACUUCAAUGGAGCUUGAUGUUUACAAUUUUAAAGGCCCAGGCGUAGCACUUGCUAUGUAUAAUAUUGAUGAGUCUAUUCGAGCCUUUGCUGAAUCAUCAAUGUCACUGGCAUUUGCAAAGAAAUGGCCACUUUACUUGAGCACCAAAAAUACAAUUCUAAAGAAAUAUGACGGCAGAUUUAAAGACAUUUUCCAGGAGGUGUAUGAAGAAAGGUGGAAGCAAAAGUUUGAAGAGCACUCAAUAUGGUAUGAGCAUAGGCUAAUUGAUGACAUGGUGGCAUAUGCAGUCAAGAGUGAAGGUGGAUAUGUUUGGGCUUGUAAAAAUUAUGAUGGUGAUGUCCAAAGUGAUUUACUUGCUCAAGGAUUUGGCUCAUUGGGUCUCAUGACUUCUGUGCUGUUAUCCUCUGAUGGCAAGACAUUAGAAGCUGAGGCAGCUCAUGGAACUGUAACUCGACAUUUUCGGUUUCAUCAAAAAGGACAAGAAACUAGUACAAACAGUAUUGCAUCCAUAUUUGCAUGGACACGAGGACUAGAACAUAGAGCCAAGCUGGAUAAUAAUGAGAAGUUACGGGAUUUUACUCAUAAGUUGGAGGGUGCAUGUGUUGAAACGGUGGAGUCGGGAAAGAUGACUAAAGAUCUUGCAAUUCUGGUUCAUGGACCUAAGGUAUCAAGGGAAUUUUACUUAAACACGGAGGAAUUUAUUGAUGCUGUGGCACAGAAUCUUGAGAGAAAGCUUCAAGAGCCUGCUGUGGUCUAGGCAUUUUUUGCGAAGGGCAGAGGAAGAGAAGUUGGAAAAGCUGCACAGUGGUUUGAUAGAUGCCCACCCUUUUGACAAGUGGUAUUCGUAUUGGUUGAAAAUUGAAAUCCUGGGGUGCCAGAAUGUUGGAAAAACUUCAUUCCCGAGGGGGCCCUCAUAACUUGAUCCUUUGGUUCUUGAGAUUUUGACUUCUGGAUUUCCCAUUCUUACACUCCACUAUCAGUUGUAUAAACGGCAAAAAUCAGUGAGUAUGAUGAACCAGCGGAAUUAGGAGUAAAAUAAUUUUGAUGUGAAAAAUGCAUAUGAAAAUUAGGAUUUUGUGAAUUUAAUUCUUUUUUUAAUGAAACCUAUAUGAUUUUUUGGUUGGAGUUAAAGG
Molecule: messenger RNA, 1907 nt
Organism: Abrus precatorius (Indian licorice)
Lineage: Eukaryota; Viridiplantae; Streptophyta; Magnoliopsida; Fabales; Fabaceae
Product: isocitrate dehydrogenase [NADP]
Exons: 15
Coding region: 107-1531 (474 amino acids)
Biological process (GO): isocitrate metabolic process
Cellular component (GO): mitochondrion
Molecular function (GO): NAD binding; isocitrate dehydrogenase (NADP+) activity; magnesium ion binding
Source: RefSeq, a predicted model, not a curated record